Molecule: messenger RNA, 6794 nt
Organism: Amphimedon queenslandica
Lineage: Eukaryota; Metazoa; Porifera; Demospongiae; Haplosclerida; Niphatidae
Product: deleted in malignant brain tumors 1 protein-like
Exons: 40
Coding region: 35-6772 (2245 amino acids)
Cellular component (GO): membrane
Source: RefSeq, a predicted model, not a curated record
CUUAGUUACGUAUAGUAACUGUACUGAUGGACAAAUGAGAUUAGUGAAUGGUUCUAAUGAGUAUCAAGGGAUAGUUGAAGUGUGUGUGAAUAGUGCUUGGGGUUCAGUUUGUUCUACUAGCUGGUCUAGCACUGAUGCUAAAGUUGUUUGUAGAUACAUGGGAGCACUAACAAUUGGUUACCAAUAUAGUAGUGUUACCAGUUAUGGUUUUAACUAUGGUCAUGGGCCAAUACUUUUGGGAUAUCUUUAUUGUUCAGGACAGGAACAGUCUUUGGUUGACUGCAAUCAAAAUUAUUAUGCAGCAAACUCUGCUUCAACUUGUAAGCAACAUCGAUAUGAUGCUGCUGUCAUAUGUGAACCUUAUUGUACUAAUGGUACUGUAAGAUUAAGAGGUGGAAGCUAUACUUAUGGAAGAGUUGAAUUAUGUCUAAAUGAAGUAUGGACUACAAUUUGUAGUGACCACUGGAAUUAUAAAGAUUUGUCUGUUGUGUGUAAUCAACUUGGAUACUCUCCUUACGGUGCUCUACCUGCCUCUGGUUAUUCUGAGUAUGUCUGGGCCAUUGGAAUAAUUAAUCCUAACUGUACUGGUAAUGAGACCAGUAUACUGAAUUGUUCACAUAAUCAAACUGGAUCUUGCUCACCAUCUCAUGAUGCCUCAGUUAUUUGUCAAAAUAUAACAGCUGAACCAGUUAGCUGUUUAACUGGUGAUGUUCGUCUGGUUGGUGGAUCAACAGGAAAUGAAGGAAGGCUUGAAGUUUGUAUUAAUGAGAUGUGGGGUACUGUAUGCAGUUGGAGUUGGGAUUCUAGUGAUACAAGAGUUGCUUGCAAACAACUGGGACACCAGGAAUUAGGUGGAGUGCAGUAUGGCAGUAGUCAAUAUGGUCAAGGUACUGGUCCUGUCUUUCUUGAAUACAUGUAUUGUGCUGGAUCGGAAGAUUCAUUAUUUGAAUGUCAAAGGAGUGUGUUUACUGUUGUUAAUUCACAGUGUUCUAGUCAUUAUUAUGAUAUUGGGUUAAAGUGUGAACCUGUCUGCGAACAUGGCACUGUACGGUUACAGGGAGGAACUUCGUCUACUGGUCGUGUGGAAGUGUGUGUUAAUGGCACCUGGGGAACAGUUUGCAGUGAUUUCUGGGACAAUAAUGAUGCUAGCAUCAUAUGUAAUCAGUUAGGACAUUCACCUUAUGGAGCUAUAGCUGUCUCAGGAUAUUAUUCCACUUCAGUAUGGCCACAUCAUAUCAUUGAUUUAAACUGUACUGGAACUGAGGCUGAAAUUUUGAACUGUUCAUAUAAUGGAGGACAUCACACUUGCCUUACCAAUAAUGAUGCAUCGGUUGUGUGCCAAAGUGUUGAUAUCCGAAAAGACGAUUGUGUUGAUGGCAAUAUAAGACUGGCAGGUGGCCAAACAGAGUAUGAAGGACGAGUUGAAAUAUGUAUUAAGAAAGUAUGGGGGACUAUCUGCGGUUAUGGUAGAAGGGGGUGGUGGAGCACACCAGAUAGUAACGUAGUGUGUACACAAUUGGGUCACAUGGAACUAGGUUCAACAGCAUAUUAUACAGCUAGUCAGUUUCGUCAGGGCACUGGUCCCAUUUUUUUAUCAGAAGUUGAUUGCCAAGGAAAUGAACAAAACCUCCUGACCUGUCCAUAUAGACUGAUUCACUCAACAUCUUGUACUCAUUAUUAUGAUGUUGGAGUCAAAUGUGAAGCUCCAUGUGUCAAUGGUACGGUUCGUUUGUACAGUGAAUCAGGUAGUUACUUCAGAAGAUAUGGACGAGUUCAAGUGUGCAUCAACAAUGCUUGGGGAACAGUUUGUGAUCACUUUUGGGAUGAACAGGAUGCUAGUGUUGUCUGUAAAAUGUUAGGGUAUUCAUCCUAUGGAGCUUCAACCCUCACAGAUACUUUCACUAGAGGUGUUUGGUAUGUACAUAUUAAAGAUCUCAACUGUACUGGUGAUGAAUCAUCUAUUUUGGAUUGUCCAAUGAAUGAUCUUAGUAGUUAUUUUUGUGGCAAUUAUGAUGAUGCUGCUGUUAUCUGUCAAUUGCCAAAUGUAAUCAAUUCAAAUUGCACAACUAAUGAAUUGAGACUAACUGGUGGAGCAAAUCAAUAUGAAGGAAGAGUAGAGUAUUGUGUUAAUGGAGUAUGGCAAUCUUUUUGUGACUAUUCUUGGGAUGAAAGUGAUGCAUACACUGUAUGCAAGCAGCUAGGAUAUAAAGGUGUAGGAGGUAGACAUGUGUUUAAUUCACAUUUUGGAAUUGGAGUGACACCAGUCAGUAUUUAUUAUUUAUCAUGUCAGUACAACUUAGCAAACCUCUCACAAUGUACCUGGAAUAUUCUCCCAUCCAAUUCUUAUUGUAACAAUUAUCAAGAAGCUGGUGUUAUUUGUGAAGCUCUACAUGUACAUGUAUGUACUGAUGGAUCAAUCGACUUGUUUGGCACUUCACUUGUUAAUGUUGGCAGUGUGCGUGUUUGCAUUAAUGGCUCGUGGAGUCAAGUGUGUGUUGCUGAUAGUACAUUACUGGACAAUGAGCUUGCUAGUAUUGCCUGCUAUAGUGCUGGCUUCUCUAAAUAUGGUGCUAAUAGUUUUCGAGGACAAUGGUUUAAUAGAAAGUAUCCAUUUAAAUUUUACAAUAUAAAAUGUUAUGGCAAUGAGAGUAACCUUCAUGAAUGUGACUAUGAUACUCAGGGAGUAUGCUCCAUAUAUCAUACACUUGGAGUGUCUUGUCAACAAGGCUUUAUUACCUCCCCAGCCAAUUGUACUGAUGGUGAUAUUAAACUUCUUAAUGAAGUCAGUGACAAUCAUGGAAUAGUAUUGAUUUGUAAGAAUGGAGCUUGGACAAGAGUUUGUACAGACAACAAAUAUUAUUGGUCUAUUAGCAACACUGAUGUUGUAUGUCGUCAGCUUGGUUACACAGUAUAUGGAAACACAAAUAGACAAGUGUCUUAUCAACAAGCCUACCCUACAGCUUUCUUUAGAUUCAACUGUAGAGGUAGUGAAACCAAUUUCAGUUCUUGUAGCUCCUAUUUGUAUUUUUCAAUGCCGCAAUAUUGCCAUCGAACCAUUGAAAUUACAUGUGCUGAGCCUUGUACUACUGGUGAUACUCAACUGAUUGGAAGUCAUUAUUAUGGACGCGUUGAAGUAUGUCUUGGAGGAGUGUGGGGCACUAUUUGUAGAGACAGUUUUUGGGACAAUACUGAUGCAAGUGUGGUAUGCAAGCAGCUUGGAUUCUCUCCUUAUGGUGCCAUUGCUGUGCCUAUUAAUUGGUAUUCCAUCUCAACUAAGUUUAAUUUUGCUGGUGGAGUAAGCUGCUCUGGAAAUGAGACACAAAUUUUUAAAUGUCCUUUUAACAGUUCAUUAUCCUGUCCUCCUAGUAAUGAUGCUAAUGUCAUUUGUCCUGUUCACAGCUCUACCUAUUCAAAUUGUACUGAUGGUGAUAUUAAAUUGCUUAAUGGCUCAACAGAGUAUGAAGGAAGAGUAGAAAUUUGCAUUAACAAAGCUUGGGGGACUAUUACAUACUUUUAUGGAACUUCUAAUGAAGCUCAGACUGUUUGCAAUCAGUUAGGAUAUACUGCACCAGGUGCUAGGAGAUUAAAUAAUGCAUACUUUGGUGAGGGUUCAAGUCCUGUUUUAGUGACAUAUGUCCACUGUUCAACUCCAAGAAACUCAUUAAUGAAUUGCUCUCUUCAACAUACCUGGAGGGUAAAUUAUCGAGGUCGUAAUCAUGUCAUUGGAGUCAGAUGUCAAACUUACUGCCAACAUGGUAGCAUCAGACUUACUGGAUUUGAUCCAUUGCAAGGAUGUGUUGAAGUGUGUGUUAAUGGCACAUGGGGCAGUGUAUGCAAUGAUUAUUGGCAUAACAGUGAUGCCAGGGUUGUCUGCAGGCAACUAGGAUUUCCUUCAGAAGGAGCCAUUGCACGUGUCACUAAUUAUUAUGGUACUAGUCUCUCAUUCCAUAUUAUUGACCUUAAUUGUAAUGGAAGCGAAGAAACAGUAUUGGACUGUUCUUAUAACAAUGUUGAGCAACACUCCUGUCAGCGGUAUGAAGAUGCUUCUGUACAAUGUCAAAUACCUAAUACAACUGAUAAUUGUACCAAUGGAGUCAUUAGAUUAAUAAGAGGAGAGGCAAAGAAUGAAGGCCUAGUUGAGAUAUGUGCUGAUGGCUCCUGGGGAUAUGUUUGUCCUAGAUAUGGUUGGGGACAAAGUGAAGCUAUGGUCACUUGUAGACAAUUAGGAUACACUGCAAUUGGUGCAAGGACUUCAUCUUCGUUUGGAAAAGGAGCUGGCCCAGUUCAUUUCUCUAGUUUUUAUUGUUCAGGAAAUGAGAAUAAUCUAUUGGAUUGUAGUCAUUAUACAUCACCCUGUUCUUACUCUUAUCAUGCUGGUGUUAUUUGUCAAGCUCCUUGUAACGAGGGAGAUGUUCAAUUGCAAGGUGAUAGGAGAUAUAAUUCAUUUGGACGUGUUGAAGUAUGUAAUGGAGAUACAUGGGGAACAAUUUGUGAUGAUUACUGGGAUAAUAGUGAUGCCAGUGUAAUAUGUAAACAAUUAGGAUUCUCACCUUAUGGUGCUAUAGCAAAAACUUCAUUUUACUCUGAAAAUCAUCUUCCUCAUAUUAUAUUCAAUAUGAGCUGCAAUGGAGAUGAAGAAUCUAUUUUUAAUUGUUCAUACAGUGCUGAGGUUCCAACUGGCUCUAACUGUCACUCAACUGAAGAUGCUUCAGUCAUUUGUCAAGAUAUUCAAGUUGCUCAUUCUAAUUGUGUUGAUUAUGAUGUCAUAUUGGUUGGAGGUGAAACUGGUAAUGAAGGAAAAGUGCUAAUGUGUCUUAAUGGAGCAUGGGGAACACUGUGUGACAAUGGGUUCAAUGCCAAUGAUGCUGCAUUUGGAGUAGUUUGUAAUAAUGCAGGAUAUUCUAAAAGAGGAUCAAGAUAUUCUGCUAACUUUCCUAAUUCAUCUAAUGAAAUAUUACUAGUUGCUGAUAUGUAUUGCUCUUCAACUGAUGAAAGGAUUGAAGAUUGCUCAGUUACUCACUACACACCACCCUCAACCUGUGAUGUGCUUGAUAUUGUAGCUGUCAGGUGUCACACUUGUACGGAUGGUGAUAUUAGGAUCAUUCCGUAUGGAAGUAUUACUAGCUCUGUUGGUCGUGUUGAAGUAUGCUCUGAUGAUUCUUGGGGUACCAUAUGUAAUGAUUUUUUUGAUCAUGAUGAUGCACAAGUUAUCUGUAGACAACUUGGAUACAGUGCAUUAGGAUCCGUUUCAGUUGGACCGUUAAAUUAUAACUUUGAUUAUUACCACAUUAUUGAUAUCAAUUGUACUGGUACUGAAUCAAAUAUACAAGACUGUCCUAGUAAUAAUCUAACCACUUGCCCCACAAACCGUGAUGCUGGAGUGUCCUGCAACAACAUAUCACUAACCAACUAUACUAACUGCACUGAUGGUGAAUUAAGAUUAGCUGGUGGUACUGAACUGAGUGGACGUGUAGAGAUAUGUUACAAUAGAAUAUGGUAUGGAAUCUGUUCUGAUAACUAUAAUAGAUACAGCACACCAAGUACCAUUUGCAAAGGAUUGGGCCACUCAACACAAGGUGCAGUUGGAAGUAUAGUUGAGACUUACCCGCCACUACCUCUCCUUCUUUUUGAGUUUAAUUGUUAUGGUAACAGGGAGACACUAUGGGAUUGCUAUAAAUCUACCAUUCAGUGUUCUAAUGGACCUUAUAAAUAUGCUGCUGUUACUUGUCAAGCUAAAUGUGAUGACUGGGAGGUACGUUUAUAUGGCUCAUCUUAUGAAAAUAUUGGAGCUGUUGAAGUUUGUAUUGAUGGAGAAUGGAGUUCAGUCUGUUAUGAAGAUUUUGAUCUCUCUGAUGCAGCUGCAGUAUGUACUCAAUUAGGAUACAUACCUUAUGGGGCUAUUGUUCUACCAAGAUACUCUUAUAGUAGAUACACAUACACUUAUUAUAUUAGUGACUUAAAUUGUACUGGUGAUGAAAGGACUGUACAAAACUGUUCCUAUACUGCACCUAAAAAGGGAAAUUGUGUAAAUGCUCCUCUCAUAUGUCAAAGAAAUAAUGAGAGUGUUGAUGCUACAUGCACUGAUGGAAGUGUUCGCUUAGUUGGGGGAAUCAAUGAGCUUGAAGGAAAUGUUGAAAUAUGUCAUAAUAAAUUUUGGGGAUCAGUAUGUCAUAGUGGUUGGAAUACUAUUGAUGCUAAUAUUGCUUGUAAGCAGCUAGGAUAUCAACCGUUAGGAGCCAGAGUAUUUUCUAAAAGUUAUUUUGGGCAUAGAUCUUCAGGGACUCACAUUAUGAGCAGUGUCUCUUGCUCUAAUAGUGCAGCUUCACUACUUGAUUGUAGCUAUAAUUCAUUAUCAGCAUUUACUUUAUGCGUAGAUUUAAACAGAGCUGGCGUGAUUUGUUUAGAUGCUUGUGAUGAUGGAAACUUGAGAUUGAGUGGCUCUAAUGCUGAAUAUGCUGGCCGCGUUGAAAUAUGCAUAGAAUCAAUUUGGACAUCACUUUGUGAUCAAAACUGGGAUUUAAGGGAUGCACAAGUAGCUUGUAGGGAGUUAGGAUACUCUCCUUAUGGUGCAAUGCCAACAUAUGGUUGCUAUACUGAGGGACAACUAUCAUUUGGUAUUACUAGUAUCAACUGCACUGGCUCUGAGAAUGCUUUGUUGAACUGCUCUCACAGUAACCCAGUAUUAUAUAACUGUCGAUCUCAUAGUGAUGCUGGCUUAUAUGUCAAAAUAAUAUUAAAAGAUCAAACUGCUCAAAUGGUUCAGUACGGCUAGUUGAUGGUAGUGGACCUCAUGA